Molecule: messenger RNA, 426 nt
Organism: Fraxinus pennsylvanica
Lineage: Eukaryota; Viridiplantae; Streptophyta; Magnoliopsida; Lamiales; Oleaceae
Source: the annotation of a GenBank genome assembly
AUGGAUUCCUCCAAAAUCCUUGAAGGCAAUGAAGAAUGCAGCAGCAAUGAGUCUGGGUGGACGAUGUAUAUUGCUUCACCUGUCGAUGAAUACAAUCUCGAUGAUGAAGACACUGACGAUGGCAGCAAUGAUAAACAAGAAGAUGGGCUUCAUGCUGAAGAUGUUGCCGGAGACACUGAUAGUGAUGACUCUAUGGCGUCGGAUGCCUCUUCCGGCCCAAGUCAUCGAGAACAUCUCAGCUACCAUGUUCGAGGAAGUCACUGUCCAGGUGUCUUUGGUCAUUGUAGGGACAAAGAUAACAGAAAAUGGCUUAGUAAGAAACACCACCAACAGGAAGAGAAGAAACCUCGUGAUGAGCAGAUAAACGCAGCAAAAGACAAGCCAGAACACAAGGCAAAUGGUGCUGGCAGAUUGAAGAAAAAAUGA